CUAAUCUCUAUUAUGUGUAUAGAUAGCAAAGGAAAGUGUAAUGUUGGCCAGAGCAGUGAAAGCUGUUCUAAUACAGUAAUGUAACAGAUAAAGUGCCAACACUGUGCUACUUUUCUUUCUCAGUCUUUUUUGUUUCUGUAACAUCUGGCUCGUUCUCUGAGAAAUAUUAAAAAGGAACAAAUAAGUGAGUCUUGACAGCAGGCUAAAUAAAUAGUCCUCCAUUUGCUAAACUUCCACAUAAGUCCUGCCUCCAUUUAGGUAGGCCUGAUCUUUGAAACAUCCCAACCAAGAGAUAAAUUUUUGUGGAUCUGCGACAAGUAUAUCCUCCAUUUUUCUCCCAAGUUUGGUGAAUUCCUUUAGAGGGGACACAGCCUGUUUGGAUUGGCAGAACUCCCUGGCACAGCUGAAGCUAGCACAGAAAUAUGAUCUGCAGCGGGAACUUGAAUUGCGACAAUGGAUUGAGGAAGCAACAGGGAAGCGCAUUGGAGACAACUUCAUGGAAUGUCUGAAAGAUGGAGUCAUCCUAUGCGAACUUAUCAACAAACUCCAACCUGGAUCUGUAAGAAAGGUGAAUGAGUCUACCCAGAACUGGCAUCAGCUGGAAAAUAUUGGCAACUUUAUUAAGGCUAUCACAAGAUAUGGAGUGAAACCCCAUGACAUUUUUGAAGCAAAUGACCUCUUUGAAAAUACAAACCAUACCCAGGUCCAGUCAACUCUGAUUGCUUUAGCUAGCAUGGCAAAGACAAAAGGCAACAGGGUGAAUGUCGGAGUGAAAUAUGCUGAAAAACAACAGCGGAAAUUCCUCCCUGAAAAGCUGAAAGAAGGAAGGAACAUCAUAGGACUGCAGAUGGGCACUAACAAGUUUGCCAGCCAGCAAGGUAUGACAGCAUAUGGCACACGUCGACACCUUUAUGAUCCAAAGUUGGGUGCAGACCAACCUCUAGAUCAGGCCACAAUCAGUCUACAAAUGGGAACUAACAAGGGGGCUAGCCAGGCAGGCAUGACAGCUCCUGGAACCAAGAGACAAAUCUUUGAGCCCACCCUUGGCAUGGAGCGCUGCGACACCCAGAAUAUCUCCCUGCAAAUGGGCAGCAACAAAGGAGCCUCACAGCAAGGCAUGACUGUGUAUGGGCUGCCGCGGCAAGUCUAUGACUCCAAGUAUUGUCUCACGCCCACCUAUCCUGUAAUUGGAGAGGAUGAGGACCAAUAUAACCACAGCCAUCAUAACUUCUACAACUCUGAAUAGCCAGCAGGAGUUGUGGGACAGAUAUAGAGACACCAGCACUGCAAGGCACUUCCUAAAAGAUCCAUCAUCAUGUGAUUAUUUUAACCCAGGAAUAUAAGAAGAUUCAGUUCCCUAAAUUGCUAACCAACUCACUAAGGACUCCUUAAUACAUGCCAGAGCCAGACUUCCCCAUCACUGAGCGUUAAAGCUUCACCUCGAUAUCUUUCACGCUUUGACUUAUCAACUACUAUCACUGCUUUUGAGCAUGCACUAAUAUGGCUCAAAACUCUCAGGAUGAAAGAUCAAAUAAUAAAACCAGUAGGUUGAGAGAAGUAGAAACAAAAGGACGAGUCCUCUUAAUUUGGCUUCUCAAUUGACAAAAAGCCCUGGCAACUGUCAAUCAUUAUUUCCCAGUGCCAGUUGCUGCUAAUGUUUUGGAUCAAUGCAGAGGCAGGCAAUGAAGGUACAACCUGUAAAAUUGUUAGCUCCUGCACUCUAUUUUGUUUUCAUUAAUUACACAAAUUGCUUCAGGACAAGCCACAUUUUUUGAACUGCUUAGAUAUAAAAUAGCAAGUUCUCCAUGUGCUAACUUUGCCAGAGGCUCCAAUCACUUCUUUCCUAAAACACAAAAAGUUUGUGCAAGAGCAGUGGCAACCUGAGCCAGCCAUUGACUUCUUGGAAAGCAAAAACUUGUGAAAAAUGUGUAUGGGUGGAGAGUGAUUGCAGGAGGCUGGACACACCAGCCAGGCAACACCACCAGAGUAACAUAAAUAUGCCUUAAGAUUUGUAGAUGACCAGUAUGAGGUCAUUUGGAAAGAAUGGUGCAGAAAGGGAAAUGCAAAGUUAAACCAAGCACCUCUGCAAUUUUAGGCAGAAACUGUCUGGAAACUGAACAGCUAGUUGCCCAAGAAUACAAACUUUUCUGCAAAACAGCUCAAUGCUUUUUAAUAAACCUGCUUGCAUAUUACAUGGAUAGGAAUAUCUUGGCAAUACACAAAUGUUUCUUUGUACUUGCCUUACUUAUUUCUCAUUAGUCAGCAUGUCACUACAUUACCUCUGAUUUUAUUUAUCCCAUUCAUCCCCAUGCACAUAUUUAAUUUGCAGUAAAUAGUAGACACUUGUGUGUUUGCAUACAAUCUAAGAAUUUAAAGGCAUCAGAAGUUAGUUAAAACUAACUGAACCUAGGUUAUACCGCAAUUAUUUUUAAAGCAUUCUUUUCCUGAUUUAUGUAAAUAAUCAUGUGCCUUGUACAAAGAUAGAAUCAUCUACCAUAAAGUCAAUACUGUGCAAUUCAAAGGUUGAGUUAUAAGCCCAACAGUAUACAAUUUGCACGAAAGUAGGAUUUACUGGUACUUGCCUGUGCAUCUAGCUGUGUUCUGCCUUUCUUCCAGGAACUCAAAGGAAGCAUCCUUUCCACCAAUUUCUCCCAUGUUAAGAUAGAUUGUGAGAUACCUGAUCUGAGAAAAAGAAAUUGUCUCAAAGUCGCCCAGAAUGAACUUUUCUGGGCUACUCUACUCCAAUACCUAGAACAGUGUUUCCCAAACUUGACAAUUUUAAGGCAUGUGAACUUCAUUGCUGGCUGUGGAAUUCUGGGAGUUGAAGUCCACAUGCCUUAAAAUUGUCAAGUUUGGGAAACACUGACCUAGAAUAUAACAUCACACUAAAUCUCACUUUUUGCUGCCCAUGAAUCUGUAAUUUAUGCAUAUUAAAACAUUUUUUCUUUUAACUGAUCACAAUUUUACUCAAUUAUCAUCUAAUCCCUGCACUUGUAGUUCAGGAUUGGUAUGCCUGUCAUCUAUAUGUAUAUUUAGUUGAGGAAUGGCUGGCUUCACUAUUUUUUUCUAAUGCCAUGUUGUCUGGUAAUUAUCUAGAACUAGAGGAAUAUUUGCUCAUUUUCCAAAUUAACAUUUGGAAAACUGGCAUAAAUAUAUACUACUGAAAAGCUAAUAGGAGUCAAUGAAAGCACUUGCCCUUUAUCUUCCUAAAAAUCCACAUCCUUCCUACAGUUGCAGGUGUUCUGCAUGCUGAACAGCUAAAGGCACACUUCCCUUAAAACAAAAACCUAUAAAAAGGUAUGUUUCAUUGUAAUGUUCUGCUAAAAUUUACUUCAUUUCACUGUGGCACAAUAAAAAGAAGAGAAAAGGUGGCUUUUAAAAUAUUAUUUUAAAUGCUAUUUAACACAUAUUCUGAUAUGUCUGUUUAAAAACAAAACAAAAUGAAGAUGUCACCAUAACCCUUCCUAUUACAACCUGUCAGAUCAUUUACUUUAGUGGUUCUCCACAAUCUCCAAGGCCUUUUGUAACCUUUGAAUCUAAGAUAUUGCAAGAGAAGACAACCACACAAAAUUUAAUUAUUCUGUGAAAUCUCUAUCAGCUAAGCUAUUUGUUUCUCCAAAUGUUUGAAUUUUUAUAUAAGCAUCUCUAAUGGAAGCAGUCAGCACUGCAGAAUGUGCUAAAGGCAAAACCCAUUAGAUUUGUUACUCUUAGUAUGAGAUGUGAAACUACAUGAUCAUGAAUACACUCUAAAUUGCAGUAUAAUCAACAGCAUGAAAAAGCCUUUCAGAAAAUGAGUUAUCAUUAAAAGUUUUUGCUCCUCUUGAAACUAAACAUAAAAUUCAACAUAGAGGGCAGUCUCUGGUCACUUGAAUAUUUCUGCAGGAACAAACUUUCAAAAUACUGAAGGUCUGUAUGCAAGAUUGGGAAAUUUAAUGUAUUUGUAUCUGUAUAUCUAUCUGGAAAGUAACAGUAGCAACCAUCACUGUAUUGUUGCCAAAAUCAUUACUGAUGUAUGCAUAUAGACACCAUGAGCUAAUUUUGCAUAUUUGGAAUAAUUGAGAAUAUUCUAAUGAAACACAGGCUUAAAAGUGAAAUAAUAUUUCAGUUUCUAACACUUUGUCGUAGCAAAUCUGCUCAGUGACUUUUCAAAUAAUAAAUUAUACCCAAAUCAGCUGAUUUUCAUAUAAACCGAUGGACAGAAUUGCAAAUAAAAGCCUAUUUAGUAUGCCCCAUCAUUGCUGAUGUUCAAUUCAAGGCAAUUCCAAAGAGAUAAUCCCUAAGUACACAUUUCACAAUAUAACAUAUCCAGACUAGACUCAUACAGAAGUCCAAACAGCUGAAUUAACAAUUGUGAGCCAUGGAGAGUCAUUUGCUGAGAUGAGCAGCUAUAGAAAUCAAAUAAAUAAAUAAAACAAUGAAACACUUGUCUCACUAGGUGAAGUAGUUUCAGUUUUGCCAUCACGCAAGGAUUGCCAUUUUACUAACCAGAAAAAAAUUAAGUAACUUUAUCAAAGGGGAGGAUUCUACUGUCAAAACUCCAGGGUGAAGCAAAAACUGUCAAGUAUGUUGUUAAUCCAGGUAGGAAUAAAAGCACACAGUAGAUGACA
Molecule: messenger RNA, 4607 nt
Organism: Crotalus tigris (Tiger rattlesnake)
Lineage: Eukaryota; Metazoa; Chordata; Lepidosauria; Squamata; Viperidae
Gene: CNN1
Product: calponin 1
Exons: 7
Coding region: 497-1246 (249 amino acids)
Biological process (GO): actomyosin structure organization
Molecular function (GO): actin binding
Source: RefSeq, a predicted model, not a curated record